Messenger RNA from Botrytis porri, 597 nucleotides. RefSeq lists its product as uncharacterized. The coding region runs from base 1 to 597 and encodes 198 amino acids. The transcript has 2 exons. The record is from RefSeq and is a predicted model, not a curated record. NCBI's taxonomy places the organism in Eukaryota, Fungi, Ascomycota, Leotiomycetes, Helotiales, Sclerotiniaceae.
AUGUCCGAAGCUCGAUCGAGAUAUUGGUUAAGAGGAGGGAGAUUGAUAAACAAACUUACUUACUUAAGUUUGUUCCACACAUACACAAAAUUCAUCACACAGGACCAACCAUAUUUCGGCAUCUUUGGGAAGAAUGGAAAUACAAAGACUAGUGAUCAUUGUUUGGAUGGAGCGUCAAUGGCAAGAUUGCGAAAUAGACUGUCAAUACCACCUGCUCUUCCAUGGCCUUAUACGUCAGAGCACCCAGAUCCAGUAAGAGCCGAAGUAUCGAUGUCAAUCGAAGACACGAGUGCUAGCCACAGCGAAUCGCAAGCUGUAAUUGAUGAAGAUUUUCGAAGAUCUAGCUCCAACUCAGAUAAAACUCACAGCCCCGAGCAGACUCAAUUACCGACGCGAGCGGAGAUUAUUACUAAUGGUUUGGCGCAUAGUGGUGGAAAUGUGUCUGUGGUGCUCAAAGCUCCGAAUCCUUCUGGUCCGAGUUUCUUUAGGCUAAUCUUGCCGGGCGAGGUCAUCUGCAAUUCCUUGAAUCGAAGCAAGCGCAAAUUAGAUGCUAUGAGUUUCAUUCUACAGGUUCUUUCUGGGAAGUUAUAUAACUGA